ACUAUAGUAACUAAACAUCACCAGCGUUGUGAAAGCAAAGAUGGGUAAAAAUUUAUAAAAAAUUAUGCCGUUUGCUUGUCUCACUUCGCCUAAGAUCUUCAAAUAUAUUGUUACUUAAGCCUUUCUGGGGUAUUUUACAUACAAUAUGAGCACGAAAUGUGUGAAAAUGUGCCGGAAUGGAGACGGCUUUUUUCCUCCUGUAAAUGUUGUUGUAAAUCCGAGGGAUAUUCGUAGUAUGGACGCGUUUCUUGAUCGAGUAACACAGGCUACAAGAAUGAGAAAUGCAGCGAGGAAAGUUUGUACACCAAAAAAAGGACAUAAAAUUGAAGAUCUUACUAAACUUAUAUCUGGUGAAACGUACGUUGCUGUCGGGCAAGAAGCAUUUAAAUGUUUAAAGUACGAAAAUAUACGAAUUCAUAGGCCGGUCAUACAACAUCGUCAAGUAAAGAUUGAACCUGUAAAACACAGCAGAAUUGUAAUAUCUGCAAGAUGUCGGAAAGUUGCCCUCUGGGAAUCAUCUGGCCUAAAGACAAUAUAUGUGUAUCGUAAUGGUGAUGAUAAAAAUCCAUCUCAUAAAGUUCUUUUGGAUCGUAGAACUCUACUGAAUAUGGACAAGGUUUUGGAGCUUGUAACAGACAGAGUUAAAUUAGAAAGUGGAGCAGUUCUUGCUCUUUAUACAAUGUCAGGAAAGGAGAUUUACAGAACUUUGGAUUUGAUCAGUGGAAAUAAGUAUGUUGCUGUUGGCCAUGGAAAGAGAUUUAAGAAAACUGCCUACAAUGAUAACAAAAAGAUUUCUCCCAACAAUUCACCACGAAGAGCCAAAUUCCUAUACAGGGAUGGACUUUAUGAACAAAAAAGAAUUUUUGUUUUACCAUCAAAAACAGAGAACAAGGAACUUGCACAAAAGCCACAAACUAGAAAAGAGGAUAAUUCUGAAAAAAGGUCUUUGGCGUUACCAACAAAAACUGAAGAAAAUGAGUUCGUAUCACAGUCACAAAGAGAGAAAGAGAUCAAAAGUAAAACUGAGAACAUAUCUCGUAAAGACAGAACGGUUGAACGUUCAAUAAAGAAAGAUAAACAUGAUGGAAUUGAGGAGUCGGUAAAUGCUGCAGGCCUACAUAAAACUCAGAGCAUGUCACCAAAAAAUUCAAAUGCAGACUGUGGAGACAAAGUAAAAACGGUUGAGUCGUUUGAAGGAGUAUAUAAAGCAAGUGGAGCUCGAAGUGAAAAGGCAAGACCAGUUGAUGACGAUAAAGAAGUUAAAAUUGAAAAGCCAUUAGAUCAAAUAACUGCUCAACAAGUCACAGAAGAAGUCAUUGAAGGAGACAUAUAAACAUUUCAAAAUGAUAUUCAUGUAAAAUCUUCGACAGAAAAAUGACGACAAAAGCGUAGCAACACCAUUGAUAAUGAAGAAGAAUAUGUUUCUGUCUUAUGCAACACAAAUAUUCGUUCCUAGUUUGUCGUACACAAUGAAAUAAAGCAAUGAUCUUUACUCAAAGUGUUUCACAAAUUAACAAUGUUACGAUAUAUUUGUAUCGCUAGAGAAUGAAUAAAUACGAAAAAAUAUCAAA
Messenger RNA from Xenia sp. Carnegie-2017, 1571 nucleotides. Its product is annotated as doublecortin domain-containing protein 2-like. Gene Ontology annotation, biological process: intracellular signal transduction. Lineage: Eukaryota; Metazoa; Cnidaria; Anthozoa; Malacalcyonacea; Xeniidae. The record is from RefSeq and is a predicted model, not a curated record. Gene Ontology annotation, cellular component: microtubule organizing center; microtubule. The transcript has 11 exons. Bases 146 to 1333 code for a protein of 395 amino acids.